Molecule: messenger RNA, 735 nt
Organism: Trematosphaeria pertusa
Lineage: Eukaryota; Fungi; Ascomycota; Dothideomycetes; Pleosporales; Trematosphaeriaceae
Product: DHS-like NAD/FAD-binding domain-containing protein
Exons: 1
Biological process (GO): negative regulation of transcription by RNA polymerase II; regulation of DNA repair; replication-born double-strand break repair via sister chromatid exchange
Cellular component (GO): mating-type region heterochromatin
Molecular function (GO): histone deacetylase activity, NAD-dependent; NAD+ binding
Source: RefSeq, a predicted model, not a curated record
UUCCAUAUAUCAGUCUACGAUUCGGACGAGUCCACUGGCCGGUUCCAUGAAAUGAUUCGCACAAUGCACGACAAGGCCCGCAACGUGGAACCUACCGGGUUUCACCACUUCUUAGCUGGUCUUGCUGAAGCCGGCCGCCUGCGUCGACAUUACAUGCAGAACAUCGACGGCAUUGACUCCCGUUCAGCGUCCUAUCGAGGCUUCAAGAAUCUGGACUUGCUCCCAAUCACAAUUCACCUACACGGCAGCCUGGACAAAAUGUUCUGUCACAAGUGCCAACGGGAGUUCACUUUCGACGUCAACUGUUUUCACGGUUCGGAGACGGUGAAGUGCGGAAACUGCAUACGGCUCGAGGAGGAACGGGACAGGAAGAGGGAAGCGCAUGGAAGACCGCCCGCUAGGAAAGCAUCACGGAUCGUCGGAGCACUACGACCGAAGGUUACCCUUUAUGAAGACGAGCACCAAUCGAUUGAUGCGAGUUACGAGCGGGCCAUCACAAAGGACUUUCGCAAAGCCCCUGAUUGCGUCAUUAUUGUAGGUACGAGAUUGCAGAUUCCCAAAGCACGGAGGCUAGCGGAGAUCCUAGCAGCGAAGAGCAAGGAUAAAGAUGGUCUUGUGAUAUAUAUUAACAAGGAACAAGCGUCUCUGGGGCCGAAGAUGGACUCUCUCAUAGAUUUUCGCUUCGAUGGAGACUGCGAUGAUUUCGCUUCCUUGAUGCAAGAGACUAGACGGUGA